Molecule: messenger RNA, 769 nt
Organism: Limulus polyphemus (Atlantic horseshoe crab)
Lineage: Eukaryota; Metazoa; Arthropoda; Merostomata; Xiphosura; Limulidae
Product: sodium- and chloride-dependent GABA transporter 1-like
Exons: 3
Coding region: 175-768 (197 amino acids)
Biological process (GO): sodium ion transmembrane transport
Cellular component (GO): membrane
Source: RefSeq, a predicted model, not a curated record
UACUGUGAACUAUGACCUCUAUUACGGAAACAUGUAUAUCGUAUAUGGAGCUCAUUUAUUUUUGUUUACUUUGCUAAGAGGCUUUAAAAGUCUAAAAUUCUGUCUACGGUUUUCAGAACUUUUAUCGUGACAACCAGUUGUAGACAUAUCGUGUUGUAAACUUAUCGAACAAAAAUGAAUACCGACAUGUUCAAGGAGACCGAACUUACCAGAGAACCCGUUUCAACAACGGUAAUAGUGCCUCUAAAAAAGGUGGUCCUUCGACAAAACACAGAAGACAAAAGCAUACCAGAGAGAGGCCACUGGAGCGGAAAGUUAGACUUCAUCAUGGGAUGCAUCAGUUAUGCUGUUGGUUUAGGGAACGUCUGGAGAUUCCCUUACCUAUGCUAUGAAAAUGGCGGUGGUGCUUUCCUCUUCCCGUACGUCGUUUGUUUGAUUAUUUGUGCCAUUCCCUUAUUCUUUAUGGAAGUGGCCCUCGGUCAGUAUUUGAAUUGUGGAGGCAUUGGGGUUUGGAACUUGGUGCCGAUGUUCAAAGGUGUCGGAUUUGCCUCCAUGACAAUCGUCUGCUUGUGCAAUAUCUAUUAUGCAGUAAUUAUUUCGUGGACUCUUUUUUACCUUGUGUCAUCCUUCACGAGCGACCUUCCCUGGAAAGGUUGUAACCAACCAUGGACUUCCGAAAACUGUCUAGACCUUGAGUUUGAGAAUAUUACUGGAAAAAAUAUUUCAUUCAACGACUCGUCGUCACCCAUUCAGGAAUUCUGGGAGUAAG